GUACGUGGUCGGCCAUAUGUGACCCAAUCAGUAAUCCCAAUUGGAUGCCUAUUGAGGAUGAGAAGUACGACCGAAACUACACGAAUGGCCGACCUCUUGGUUUCCAGUCUUCCGUCAUCAGAUACUUCGAAACCGAUGCAGGCGGACCGAGUCCUUGUUUCACAGUCCCCAACGCCCAUGAUAAGAGAAUAGAAAUCAUGGCGGAAUCGUCACCUGCUGGAUCGGUCAUCUGUGUUGAGGAUCAGCUUGGACGUGAAUUUUGUGACACCAAACUUUAUGAUUGUCGUCAAGCAGCAGACGAUACAGUAUUUUUCAGAUUUUUCUGUGACGCUCAAGGGUGCAGUGAUAGUGACGUCACAUUUUGGUUUCGUUUCACUGUCAGUCUUCCACCGAACGAAUUAGAUCCGGAGUUAUGGUGCAAUGAGCGUAAUACAGACGAGUACCCGAGUUCACUCUUUAUACCGCUGCCGACUGGACGGGACCUUAUACCGAUUACACCAUCAAGUACCGCCUCACCGAUGCAUGACAGUUUAAGUUUCAUGUUCUUAUUUAUGUUUGGUGUGAUUAUUAUACCACUAAAUCGAUAGUAUAUAAUGCAACAUAAUGAGAAACGAUAGAAAUCAUUUUUUGUAUUAUUAAUUAUUCGUAUUAUUUCUACUAAUAGUUUUCUUCUAUAAUUCAUUCGAUAAUAACUACUUGAUGAUUAUUCACUAGGCAACCUCAUGAAUAAUAUGUCUAGGUACACUAGCCAUAUAGAAACCUGUUCUUAACCCAUUGUAUUCGCUGCCCCGAUCCAUAAAUAUUGUACCACCGUCAGGUAUCUGGUUAUACGUCAUGGUGGUAUUACUUUGGUUCCAUGGGAUCGACGGUAUAAAUUUUGUUAAUUGCGUGUGAUAAUGCAUACUGAGCUUCAAGUCUACGACCCAUACCAGGCCCGUAGACUACAGUUUUUGAUUAAGCCUUAUUAUGCAUUGUUCUUAAGACGAAAAUUAAUGUGUAAGUUUAACUUUUGGUAGUUUAAUCAGACCUAAAGAUAUUUUUUUUCUAGAAACACAUUUUGUAAUGUCUAGGCAUUGCAGUCGGGCUAUCCAUGGCAAAUAGACUAACUAGGCCUAUACCUUUUUUUUAUAUUAAAGUUUUAAUCAUUACUAUGAAUUAGGGCCCAUGAUUGGAUUAGUACCAGGACUUGUAUCAGGGCUGCAAACGUCUUAUAUAUUUUGCAUCAAUUAUGACGAUUAAUUACGUCAUGCAUAUUAAUGCGGCUCUUCGAAAGAAAUACCUAUAUAGAAUACUACGCGGGUCGUAUUGGUAUUAUUAAUAAUAAUGUAAUAUAAUUUGUCUUAGAAUAACUUUGGUAUAGCUACUGAUUGUGAAUAUUUUAUAUUAAAUAAUGAUUUAGUACAUAA
Molecule: messenger RNA, 1406 nt
Organism: Anneissia japonica
Lineage: Eukaryota; Metazoa; Echinodermata; Crinoidea; Comatulida; Comatulidae
Source: RefSeq, a predicted model, not a curated record